This is a messenger RNA of Acanthosepion pharaonis, 483 nucleotides long. Lineage: Eukaryota; Metazoa; Mollusca; Cephalopoda; Sepiida; Sepiidae. The record is from the annotation of a GenBank genome assembly.
AUGAAUACGACUGAAGUGCGAGAUAUUCUGCGCCAUCUGCGUCACAACAAGGCUUCUGGUGAGGAUGGUAUACCUGCAAAAGUAUAUAAAGCCGUGCCAGAUGUAUUCGCCUCGUGGGUGCAUUGUGCCUUCAAUGCGGUCUGGCUCUCUGAGGCCUACCCUGCCGAUUGGAGCGAGGCCAUCCUACUACCUUUUUUCAAAAAGGGUGAUAGGAGACUCUGCUCGAACUACAGAGGAAUCAGCCUCAUCGACGUGGUGGCCAAAGUAUUUGCAGUGCUUCUCCUGCGAAGAUUUCAAGGCAUUCGUGAUCUGCGAACUCGCCCGUCUCAGGGUGGCUACGGCCAGGCAGAGGCUGUGUUGAUCAGAUCUUCAGCCUGCGGCGCACCCUCGAACAACGUUGGACAUACCAGCAACCAACAGUCUUCUGCUUCGUCGACUUUGCGGCUGCUUUCGACUGCUUUCGUUGAUAGAGGCUCACGCUAG